Molecule: messenger RNA, 1561 nt
Organism: Colius striatus (speckled mousebird)
Lineage: Eukaryota; Metazoa; Chordata; Aves; Coliiformes; Coliidae
Gene: HACD1
Product: 3-hydroxyacyl-CoA dehydratase 1
Exons: 7
Coding region: 143-880 (245 amino acids)
Biological process (GO): sphingolipid biosynthetic process; very long-chain fatty acid biosynthetic process; fatty acid elongation
Cellular component (GO): endoplasmic reticulum membrane
Molecular function (GO): phosphatase activity; 3-hydroxyacyl-CoA dehydratase activity
Source: RefSeq, a predicted model, not a curated record
GCGGCGGGCACCGGCCCUCGGGGAAGACGGAUGGGGUGAGAGACAGCGCGCGGUCCGGCUGUCAGCGCGGCCGCAGCCCCGCCGCGGAGGGAGCCCCUCCUCCCGCGGGUGUGCGCCUCUCGCUGCCUGGCCGGCGGGAACCAUGGCGUCCAGCGAGGAGGACGGAGGCGGCAACGGCACGGUGGAGGAGAAAGAGAAUGGCAAGAAGAGGAAGCUGGGCGCCCUGGCCACGGCCUGGCUCAUCUUCUACAACGUCGCCAUGACCGCGGGGUGGCUGGUGUUAGGGAUUGCCAUGGCUCGGUUUUAUAUACAGAAAGGAACGCAUAGAGGCUUAUUCAGAAGCGUUCAAAAGACACUGAAAUUUUUCCAGACGUUUGCUUUGCUUGAGGUAGUCCACUGUGCAGUUGGAAUAGUUCGCACAUCUGUGCUUGUGACUGGGGUCCAAGUGAGUUCAAGAAUCUUCAUGGUGUGGUUCAUUGCACAUAGUAUAAAACAGAUCCAGAAUGAGGAGAGCGUUAUUCUUUUUCUGGUCGUAUGGACUGUGACAGAGAUUACUCGAUAUUCCUUCUACACAUUCAACCUGCUCAACCACUUGCCAUACUUCAUUAAAUGGGCCAGAUACAACUUUUUUAUCAUUUUGUAUCCUGCUGGAGUUGCAGGUGAACUGCUAACCAUAUAUGCUGCUUUACCCUAUGUGAAGAAAACAGGAAUGUUUUCACUGAGGCUUCCCAACAAAUAUAAUGUCUCCUUUGACUACUAUUACUUCCUUAUUAUUGUCAUGUUCUCCUAUGUGCCGUUAUUUCCACAACUCUACCUCCACAUGCUGCGUCAGAGAAGAAGGGUGCUUCAUGGAGAAGUGAUUGUGGAAAAGGACGACUGAACCCAGCUGUAACUAUGGUGCUUCUAAUGGAAAGAAAAGAGGGUAAAAAAUCCAAAACUUCCUGUGAUUUCUGAGUCCAAGUUUUAAAACAUGGAACAAGAAUAAAAAACUGUGCAUAAAAUAGUAUGGACUGUAUUAUUUUUACAAUUACUAUAUCUUCAGGCUUAUCUUUUCCUCUGUGGUGUCAGUUCGAUUUUUAAUUGUUCAAUUCUUCCAACAAAUUGUUUUCUUAUUUUCAGUAGGUUGACAAUUAGCUUUAAGAACUGGAAUAGUUGGCUAUUAUGCUUUCAUCAAGAACAGGAGAGCUGAUAAGUUGUACUGAAAAUGAGUCUUCUGGAAAACAGCAUGAAUUAGGUGAUGAUGUUUUUCAUAGGCUGAGUGACUUAAAUGUUAUUUAGCUUUAUAUUUAAUACUGUUCUAGUUACAAGUACUGUUAGCAUGUUGUUCAACAUUCUUUGAGUCACAGGAUUAUGCCACAGAGGACUUUUGAAAGGAGCUGAAUACUUGAUUGUCGGUGCAAAUUUAGAUCUCUCUCUAUUUUCAUUUUUAAUUGUCAAGAUAUGUAGGAUGUUAGGUAAAAUAUCAACUGGUUAAAAGUUUGUGCUGAGGGGUAGGCUGGAUGUGCCUACCUUUCUCUGAGCUGUGGCUGGAAUGAGACUCAUUUGCAGAGGAAGACUGAUU